CUUCACUCAAAAUGAAGCAGAUUAAAAUUACCUUAGCUAAUCGGUAUCGGCUAGAAAGAUAUCUCGCCAGCGGUAGUUACGGCGAGGUCUUCGAAGCCAUCGACCUCAAGACCAACCAACAUGUUGCCGUCAAGGUCGCACCCAUCAAAAGGAGUAACACACUCCAGGUAGAAAAAGAGUUCUAUGACAGACUCCAACCGCGCAGAGGCGCUGGCAUGCUCAAAGUCCACUUCUUCUCCCAAGAGUGUGACGACUACCGCAUCUUGGUCCUGCCCCUUCUAGGACCCAGCCUCAAAGACCUAUUUUACUACUGUGAGGAACGGUUCACGUUGAGAACAGUCCUCCUGAUCGCGGACCAAGUGUUGGCAAGACUCAAGUUCUUACAUUCCCGGGAUAUUAUCCACCGAGAUCUCAAACCAGCUAAUUUCAUACUGGGGAGAGGAUAUGAUGGAAACACCAUCUACUUGGUGGACUUGGGCUGUGCUCUCAAGAAGGUGCAUGCGCCGGGUGAUCCGAUGCACUAUGGACGUAACCGGGAGGACCGAGUCUAUGGUACGAUAGGUUAUGCGUCUAAAGCGGCACAUAUGCUCCAAUGCCAGACGUACCGGGAUGAUCUGGAGAGUUUCGGGUACAUUAUGAUGGAGUUCCUCAACAAGCGGUUGCCUUGGGAAGACAUUGAAUCCACUGGGAGUCAAUCGAAGGAGGAGCUCAUAGGGCAGAUGAAAGAACAAAUACCAUUGGAUGACUUGUGUAAGAUUGAAUCGGAUGGUUCGGAGAAUUCGGAAAAUUCGGAAAAUUCGGAUGAUCCAAUUAAACCGGAUGAUUCGGAUGUCUUCAAGAAGUAUUUCGAGUACAUUCGGAAGCUGCGGUAUAACCAGCGGCCAGACUACACUUGGCUCCAGAACCUAUUCCGCUUGAAAUUUCGAGAUAAGAAAUACAAAUACAAUCAUGUGUACGACUGGACUGAGAGGAAGUUUGAGGAGUUUAAGUCAGCGCUUCCUGAGGGUGCUGAGGGUACUGAUGAUGCUGGUGGUGCUGAUGGUGCUGAUGGUGCUGAUACUGCUUGAUCUUUUUAAUUUUUACCAUCUGCUUGACUUCAGCAUCUGCGUACUUACCUACCGAGCGGAGAAUACGGCACCAAACUCACUACCCUUCUUGUCCCCAUAC
Messenger RNA from Aspergillus sclerotioniger CBS 115572, 1167 nucleotides. RefSeq names its product kinase-like protein. Gene Ontology annotation, molecular function: ATP binding; protein serine/threonine kinase activity. Gene Ontology annotation, biological process: peptidyl-serine phosphorylation; signal transduction. The transcript is spliced from 4 exons. Lineage: Eukaryota; Fungi; Ascomycota; Eurotiomycetes; Eurotiales; Aspergillaceae. The coding region runs from base 12 to 1067 and encodes 351 amino acids. The record is from RefSeq and is a predicted model, not a curated record. Gene Ontology annotation, cellular component: nucleus; cytoplasm.